This is a messenger RNA of Menidia menidia (Atlantic silverside), 357 nucleotides long. The record is from the annotation of a GenBank genome assembly. NCBI's taxonomy places the organism in Eukaryota, Metazoa, Chordata, Actinopteri, Atheriniformes, Atherinopsidae.
AUGGUCUUCGAGGCAAAGUCACUGUCUGGCAGGAUUGUAAACAGGGAUUACCUUGUGUGCCUCUUGGCGCUACAAGCAGCAGAUGUCACAAUGGACAUAACCAUUAGAUUGCUGGAUUCUCUGAUAGAGGUUUUGCUUCAGAGAGGAAGACUUUCAGAAUAUUCAGACAGAGACAUUUUAGGAGGCAAAAGAGGUUCCAAAAUUAGUAUACUAAUGCUGGCCAUCAUUAACAGGAACCUGAGACAUAGUUUAGGUGCAUGGUUUAUAAUUAGAAUCUUGAAUUGUAUUCCCAAAUUUGACGGUAUUGAGAGUAUUCCUGACCAUGCCUCUGAUUUUUGCCUCUGCAAACAGGUCCUU